This is a messenger RNA of Clunio marinus, 204 nucleotides long. The record is from the annotation of a GenBank genome assembly. Lineage: Eukaryota; Metazoa; Arthropoda; Insecta; Diptera; Chironomidae.
AUGUCACAGACUGUGAUGGUUGAAAACCACAAAUUUUUAACCGACAAAACAUUGCUCAUUAGAAAGUCGAGAAAUCUUCAUCCACCUCCAACUGAGAGUGACAGUAGAAAAUAUCUGCUUAUCCAACCCUCCAUUAGACUCCAGUCUCCGUUCGUUACCUCUUCUACUAUUGUUCCAUCCCUGAUUCCAUUACGAAGUUAUUAA